UGGUGAAGUACUUCGGGAUCGCUAGCAAAACAUUAAACAUGUCGGGAAAACUUAUUCGUUGGGGCAUCGCGUCCGCUGGCAAGAUUAGCGAGGAUUUUGUUAUUGCCUUGAGCACACUUCCAGCCAGCGAUCACAAGGUGGUUGCGGUGGCUGCACGUGCUCAGGAUCGUGCUCAGGCGUUUGCCAAGAAGCAUGAGAUUCCCACAGCCUAUGGGAGUUACCAGGAGCUGGCCAAGAGCAAGGAUGUGGAUGUGGUCUACAUUGGUGUGCUGAAUCCACAGCACUAUGAGGUCUCCCUGCUGAUGCUGAACCAUGGCAAACAUGUGCUCUGCGAGAAACCGUUGGCGAUGAACAAGAAGCAAGUGGAGGGCAUCCUGGCUGCAGCCAAAGCAAAUAAACGCUUCUUCAUGGAGGCCGUCUGGUCACGUUUCUUCCCAAGCUAUCAGCAUGUGCGUCAGCUCAUCCAAACCGGCGCUCUGGGCGAGAUCAAGGAGGUGGUGGUCAACUUUGGUUUCCCACUUGCCAAUGUCGAUCGUUUGCAGAAACGUGAGCUGGGCGGAGGAGUCGUCUAUGAUCUUGGGAUUUACACCAUUCAGGCGGCACAGUGGGCCUUCCAGGAGACACCACAAAAAAUUGAAUCGAGUGGCACUACAAAUGCCGAGGGCAUCGAUGAUGAUGUGAGUGCCACAUUGACCUACAGCGGUGGACGCACAGCUCGCAUGCGUUUCUCCUCCAAGGAGAAACUGGACAACUUGGCUGUGAUCAAGGGCAGCAAGGGACAAGUGACGUUGAUUGAUUUCUGGUCGCCCAACAAACUCAUCGACAUUGAUGGCAAGGAGAAGGAGUGGUUGCCUCCCAAGGGUAAAUAUACCACCAAUUAUGGCAACUCGGAGGCCAUGCGCUAUGAGGCGGAGGCAGUGCGUCAAUCUAUACUCGCCGGCGAGGUGGAGAACAAGAAUGUCAGCUAUGCGGACAGUUUGCUAUUUGCACAAAUCGAGGAUACGAUCCGUAAGCAGAUCGGUGUGCUUAACAAAUUCGAUGAGGAAUAAAUUAAAUAAUUAUACAAAAAUAUCACAACUAUUAUAAACUAUACAGGAAACUA
Messenger RNA from Drosophila innubila, 1102 nucleotides. Its product is annotated as trans-1,2-dihydrobenzene-1,2-diol dehydrogenase. The transcript has 5 exons. The record is from RefSeq and is a predicted model, not a curated record. Gene Ontology annotation, molecular function: nucleotide binding. Bases 39 to 1049 code for a protein of 336 amino acids. NCBI's taxonomy places the organism in Eukaryota, Metazoa, Arthropoda, Insecta, Diptera, Drosophilidae.